AUGAUCACUGGCACGAUCUCGGCUGAAACGGAGUCAAUGCGUCACGCAGCCGAAGUUCGGCUGCGUGCCCAGUCGAACGAGCUAAAACGAUUCCAUGACAAAAUUUGUCAGCGCGUGACGGAGCGAGAACGUCAAAAUCGACUUGAAGCCCAGCGCGCGCAGAAGAAUUUGGAUGCGAAGUGUGCAAAAGUGUUUUCAACUACAGUGCAGCCAACUGGGAACUCUGUGACCACACGACUUUCAACUCGUCCGUACUUUCAGAAAUUGAUAAAAGACAAGAAAGCCAUUCUCAAGAUGCCAAGAUCCGAGAUGAUCUACUGCGGUCUACUGAACCUUCGAGCUAUCAAGAAAUAUCCAACAACGACGAAUAUGGGAGUGAUGAAGGCCAAGUUAUAA
Molecule: messenger RNA, 396 nt
Organism: Phytophthora infestans T30-4
Lineage: Eukaryota; Oomycota; Peronosporomycetes; Peronosporales; Peronosporaceae
Exons: 4
Coding region: 1-396 (131 amino acids)
Source: RefSeq, a predicted model, not a curated record